AUGGCUGGUUACAGGUAUAAGGCUACUGUUCUUCCAAAGUUCAACAUUGACUUUGUUGUACCUCUGCUGAGGCAAGAAAACGCUAAAGACAUCUGUGUCAUCCAGCUACCUCCAGAAAUAAAAUACUGUAAUUAUUUUAUAAUUGUGAGUGGAUCUUCAACACGACAUCUCCAUGCAAUGGCACAUUACAUGCUGAAAAUGUACAAGCAUCACAAAGAAGAAAGUAGCAUUGUGAUGCAUUUCAUGCUGCCGGAGACACGAGAGGCUUAUGAAUUGGAGAAGCUAUGGACUCUUGGUUCCUAUGAUGACCAGUUAGCACAGAUGACUCCACAGUCACUGCCAGAAGACUUUAUACUUGGACUGACUCCUAACGACAGUGAUCAUCUUGAGACAGCUUUGAGUGGAAAGACAAAUGAGUGUGCCUUCACAGAUCUGAGAGACAUACAGCCUUGAUUAAUGACUUAACAGUCACUACAGUUGAUCAGUUCAAAACAGUGUAUUUAUUGCAUAUGCCUAGGUAAAGUUCUGAACAAGCUACAAAAAUGAUCAGAAUCAUUGAGGCUGGAAAAGACCCUUAAGAUCGAGUCCAAACGUAAAAUGUCAAAGAAGGAAUCCUAUCAUAAGGGAGCUUCCUGGGGGAGUCACUGUCUCAAUGGAGUUUGCAGUAAGAAGAGUGGGGCAAAGACAGCUGCUUAAGCUACUUACCCUAAAACUCAUGCUCAGCCUCUACGGUAAUUGUUUUUCUCAUUUCUUGGAAAGACCUACCUGUAGUGGCAGCGCAAAAAGACUUGAGUGCUGCCAGGAGAAACUACGUGAAAUAGUACAGGUUAGAUGAGGCUUCUUGUAUUAAGCCAUUUGCUUCUGGUCACGAUGAAGCAAGUCAUGCUCUGAAUCGAAGGAGAAAACAGACUGGUAUUGCUGAGCACAUAAAAGCCAAGAGCAGCAGCGACAAAUAAAUGUGUCUUGAGUUAACAGAACAGUAAGUCAGUUUUUCAGCCAAGGCCAAUCUGUUUUUAAUAAAAAAAACAAAACUUGAAGAGCUUCAAUUCCUUGUCUCCAUGUUAAAACAUUCAGCUCAUUCUAAGUGUGCAGUUGGCCCCUCUCCUAGUUUUCCUCUCACCUAGUUUCUGGAAAAGGACACUGAGGCAACACGCUAUGGCAGUGUAAACCUUCAGCUCCUUCUGAAGUGGGUGAACGUAGUUCUAAAGGAAACCCUUAGUCACUGAGCAUUACUUGCUGCUAACGGGCUGUCCAACACUUUCAGAAGUCAUUGUGCAGCAUGUUCUUGGUCUGACCGCCCGCAUGGUCUAACAACCAGUUAGAAGAGCUUCAAGAUGGUAACAAAACUUGGCAAUGCGAAACAAGAUGCUUUUCUCCACUACGGGACAGGGCUUUCAUCAUUAGAUUAGGAUCUCUUCCUUCUGGAGAAGCUUGCUCUGCCGUGCAUCAGGAAGCAGGAACCCUGAGGGCAAUCGCCUUUCUCCCCCAUAGCCCCACAAGCUACUUGAAGCUCUGUCUGUAUCUCUUCCCUGCACAGCAGCUGCUGUUUGUAACACUUAAAGAACAUGACCUUGGUUUUUGCUCAUGUGGUUGUGUUGUUUACAGGGAAGGGGGGGUUGUUUGGCUUUUUUUUU
Molecule: messenger RNA, 1634 nt
Organism: Pygoscelis adeliae (Adelie penguin)
Lineage: Eukaryota; Metazoa; Chordata; Aves; Sphenisciformes; Spheniscidae
Gene: MALSU1
Product: mitochondrial assembly of ribosomal large subunit 1
Exons: 4
Coding region: 1-453 (150 amino acids)
Biological process (GO): negative regulation of ribosome biogenesis; negative regulation of translation
Cellular component (GO): mitochondrion
Molecular function (GO): ribosomal large subunit binding
Source: RefSeq, a predicted model, not a curated record